ACACACUAGUGUCAGGUUUCCUUACUUUUCUUUCUUUGGUACACUCCUUUGCUGUUCUCCCACAUUCUCCUCCCAACUGCAGCUUCUGUUUGUGGAUAAACACAGAUCUGAAAUGAGGAAGAACCAGGUCAUAAAGCUCAUGUAUAAAUAUAAACCCUAGGCACAGACCACAAAGUGGAACAGACAUACGAAAAAGUGAGGAAGGUGUCAGACAUAGAUACCAAGUGUCAGAAGCAUUCUCAGAGGAUCUAUAGAGACAAGAGGGGAACCCCAUAAGGGAUUCACUGCAAUCAAAACUACACAAAUUUAUGGGAAUGCAGGAAAUGGAAACAGUCACUUGCCUUCUUACUGGAGUGUCGCAUUUCACUUCAGAACUGGGCCGAACAAUCUUGAUUAUUCUCAGUUUCAUUCGCUUUGGUAUUUUGGCUGUUGGAAGUCAAACACUGUGGAAGGAUGAAGAAAUGGACUUCUCCUGUAAUUCUACCCAACUACUUUGCCAACCCAGUUGUUUUGAUGAGUACUGCCCCAUCUCUUCAUUCAACUUAUUUUCUCUACAGCUUGUUGUUCUUUUCACUCUCUCACUGUCCCUAAUAUGCUAUAUGCCGUCUAAAUACAAGAACAGGGAGGGCAGUCUACUUGGCCACCUCCAAGGAAGAAAUCAAUUAAAACUACACAUCCUCCACCUCCUAAGCAGGAUCCUCAUUGAGAGUAUUUUCAUAGUAACCUUCUUUAAGGUGUCUCCAGGACUACUACAAUCUGGGGUAGCACAAUGUCACUCUGUGCAAUGUGAGGCAUUUGUCAUUUGCGUGGAUCUAAAAGAAGAAGCAAAACAAAUGUUCAGCAUUGGUUUUUGCGCAGCUUCAGCUGUGAGUGGCUUCAUCUGUUUAGGAGAAUUAUUGAGCAGUCUGCGGUCCAUUUAUAAGGCAAAAAAGACAUCACAUACCAAACAGCCCUAUAGCAAGCAGCUUUGUUAAUCCCUUAAUGAAUAGCAAAAUGCACCUGGAUUAGUGGAGUUUAAGCAGAUACAAAAAGCCCAUUUCCAAGCCAUUUUAUAUGUAAUUAGUAAUUAUGUACAAGUCAGAAAACCUUUUCUCCCAUUGACAGAUGGGACAGUGAGAAUGAGUCAGCAACGUAAUGAACAAAGUCCACUUCCACAUCAUAAAAUGUGUUCUACUUCUGCAAACCAAGUAACUUUUUGUUCAACACUCACUGCAAGAAAGGACUAACCAGUAACUACUUUUACUACUAAUUUUCUUAAACCUAGUGGGGCUCAUUUAUCAACACUGGACACAUUUGCACCUAGGCUGUAACCCAUAGUAACCAGUGAAUAACUUUUUUUCAGCCAGUUGAAGGUAGAACAAUGCAUGCAAAAAUGUGCUUGGUUGCCAUUGGUUUCUGCCCAGGUGCAGAUUUGCUCAGUGUUAAGUUGGACACACAGAAGCAAGAUUUAAGCUGCCAAUUCGGUCCCAGCCAGACUUGUCCCUGUAUGAGCCCUCCCCUCUGCAUUGGUGCCCAUUAUGACCGAAGGCCAAUCGGAUGAGCCCAAUAUAAGUGAGCACACAGGCGUAGAAAAAGGUAAAUUGUACAAAGCAAUUGGACAUGGGGCAAACAACUGUGUGAAUUAUUUGGGAAAUGCAGUGUUUCAAGGGCAUACCCGACCGCCAAGCAGGUGUAAAGAGGCAUGUCCCCAAAAUAUUGCAUUUUACAAAUAAAUCAUGCAGGGGUUUACCUGUAUGCAAUUGCUUUGCCUCUUUCUACAUUUGUUAAUGGGUGGUGGGAGGUGGCAAAACCUCCAGGCUGAGCACCAAGCAGCAUAUGGCAGAGGGGUUGGGUGUGCUGGUGAGUCCCUCCAGUUGUAUGGCCUUCUUCAAUAAAUGUUCACUUUGUUUUACUUCA
Xenopus tropicalis (tropical clawed frog) is the source of this 1896-nucleotide messenger RNA. RefSeq names its product gap junction beta-1 protein-like. Gene Ontology annotation, biological process: cell communication. The coding region runs from base 309 to 974 and encodes 221 amino acids. The record is from RefSeq and is a predicted model, not a curated record. Gene Ontology annotation, cellular component: connexin complex; plasma membrane. Lineage: Eukaryota; Metazoa; Chordata; Amphibia; Anura; Pipidae. The transcript is spliced from 2 exons.